AUGGAUUCUAAGACCAUAUGCCGGACCAAAGUCCGUGAUGUUCCAGAACCCAUCAAAGUUCCCUCUAUUUGGUCGAUUACUAAAUUUGUGCCAACUAGGGAAUGUUGGCAGAGUGAUUUGCUGAAUUUUUCACUGGUUCCUGAUCCGGAAGAUGAUCAUCAGAUAAAGGAAUGGGAAAGGUUUAUGCGUUACCUUUGUUCAAGUGGGAAGGACGGUAUUGUUAAAUUAAGGUCUGGCACCUUCUACAUUCUUGCUCCUAAACCUCGUUCCUUCUCUCAUGUGGUGAUCUUGUAUGAAACUGGCCUGAACGAGACUGGAGUCUACAAAAACAGGGCAGGGAUGUCUGGAAGAUCCAAUGGAAAUGAGGAGAUUUGUGAUAACAAACCACAUUCUAACCUAGCAGUGACCAAGAGAACAUCUACUCCUACAAGAAAUUUUGUCAGCACAGACCCUAAUUAUAUACGAACACUUAGUCAGACACAUGCUGGCUGGAUAUUUGGAGCAAUAGCAGAGCUCAUUGAUAACUCAAGAGAUGCUGGUGCAUCCAGCUUGGACAUUUCCAUCCAAUAUAUGUUUUCAAAGCAAGCAGAUGAAAAAGUUCCAGUCUUAUGUGUAGUUGAUAAUGGGCAUGGAAUGUCCUAUGCUCAAAUGAUGAGAAUGGUCUCGUUUGGUCACAAGCGACCAGAUGAACACUGCAAGGAUCAGAUUGGGACGUUUGGAAUUGGAUUCAAGACUGGUGCUAUGAAACUUGGGAGAGAUGCUGUUGUGCUUACCCAAACUUCAACUUCCAGAUCAGUUUCCUUCCUAUCGCAGUCUUUUAAUGAAAAUAAAGAUAAACUUGAGAUUCCUGUGGUGACAUAUUGCAAGAAAGGGCAGUACAUGGAAGUAGACCAGAAUACCCAGUCUGAAGUUACGGCAGAAUAUAACCUGAAUGCUAUCAAGGAAUUCUCUCCAUUUAACGAGUACAUCAUUGGAGAAAAGGUGGCUUUAUUUGGUGAAGAGGGCACUGGCACACAGGUUUAUAUAUGGAAUUUGGACAGAUGGGGUAGAGAUUACACCUUGGAGUGGAAUUCAGAGAAGACUGGUGGAAAUUCUUCUGGCCAGUGCAAUGGAGACAUAUUAAUCCGUUCAAAAAGGGUCCGAUCUCGCCCAGGACAAACACUUGGAAAUGUACCAUUGGAUUAUUCACUUAAAUCUUAUUUAGAAGUUAUGUUCCUGAACCCUCAGAUGAAAAUCACUGUCCAAGGGUGUCCGUCUUACAAACGAGUUGGAGGUCAAAAGCAUAAUGCUGACAUGGGGCGUGGAAUAAUAGGAGUUGCAGAUAUUACAGACCUCAUUGAUGAUGCAAAUGGUAAUACUUGGGUUCUUAACAGUAAACAAGGGUUUCAAGAUUGUGAGAUAUAUGCCAAACUGGAGGAGUGGCUUGGUAGAAAAACUGAUGAAUACUGGGAUACAAAUUUUGACUGUCUUAAUUUGUGUCGUAAGUUUUGCCAGUUGCCACCUUUCAACGGGAGAUGUGCGAUUCCAGAACAACAAAUGGAUGUUGGUGUGAUUACAGUUGCCGAGAACAUAUCUGGCCACAAUAAGGCAGCCCAGCCGGAGGUUCCAAGACUCAGGCAAGAUGAAGAUGUGAAGAAUGUCAUGUUAAUUCAACCAGCUGGCAACCAGGGAAAGAGAUCUUCAGACGCCACAAGCUCUGAAGACUCCUCGCAAGCUGAGUCUGGUACCGUUCAACACCCUUUGAAGAGGCUGUCUAGGGGUCCAAGAGUAGGGCAAGAGAGGGAGAACGAAAUGGAAGCUGCAGCCAUAGUGGUUAAACUGCUCUGA
Lolium rigidum is the source of this 1827-nucleotide messenger RNA. RefSeq lists its product as uncharacterized. The transcript is spliced from 15 exons. Gene Ontology annotation, cellular component: nucleus. The record is from RefSeq and is a predicted model, not a curated record. Bases 1 to 1827 code for a protein of 608 amino acids. NCBI's taxonomy places the organism in Eukaryota, Viridiplantae, Streptophyta, Magnoliopsida, Poales, Poaceae. Gene Ontology annotation, molecular function: ATP hydrolysis activity.